This is a messenger RNA of Zootermopsis nevadensis, 2380 nucleotides long. RefSeq names its product Rho GTPase activating protein at 5A (gene RhoGAP5A). Gene Ontology annotation, biological process: regulation of GTPase activity; signal transduction. Gene Ontology annotation, molecular function: GTPase activator activity. NCBI's taxonomy places the organism in Eukaryota, Metazoa, Arthropoda, Insecta, Blattodea, Termopsidae. The record is from RefSeq and is a predicted model, not a curated record.
CACAGAUGUCAGCGAUACAUGUUCGCUUCAUAGAUGGCCUAGUUAUAAAAGGAAUAAAGAUUUGUUUAUUUGAGAAACGGUGCCGCCAGCGUGUUAUUUAUUUCUGUGCCUAGUUGAAUUUAUAAAAAUGUAUAAAUAAAAAUCGUUAAAAUAUACAUGUAAAUGCAAAAGAAGAAACUAAAAAAUGAACUGGCAAGAAAUUAAAGAAGGUAGUCCUGUCCAAGAUCAAGGCUCACCACAUCAACAUGUUUGGAAUCCAAAUUUGUAUCGCCUCCAGCUGGAAGCACCACGUCCCAGGCCAGUUGCAUGUAAGCAUCACGUUACAAAUUGUCCACAAUAUUAUGGUUUAGAAUUUCAUGGUGUAAUAUCACAUCUUGAUGCAUCAGCCCUUUUAGUGGAAGAAGGUGAAUAUUUGGUUCGACAGAGUGGAGGGAACAGUGGAUUUUAUACUUUAACACUCAGGUUUGAUACCAAGAUUAAACACUACAAACUUUAUUAUGAUGGGCAACAUUAUGUUAAGGAUAAACGUUUUGAUUCCUUGCACGAGUUGGUGGCUGAUGGACUUGUUACUCUUUACAUGGAAGCAAAUGCUGCACCUUACAUUGAACUGAUGGAUAGUUUCAAUAAUUAUGAGAAGAGUCCCUAUAUGACACUUAACAGACUGAAACGAAGAGCUGUGGCUAGCAGAAGGGCUGACCUCACCACAGCAACAGAUUCCUUCCUUCAAAAGGAAGUAAAACACUCAGAAAUCCCACAGCUAGACACCAAAGACGAAUCUAUUACAGAAGCUGUUACUUGUGAAGGACUUAUUUCUGAAACAGUGGAUUAUGAUAAACCCCAUGCUUUUAAAAUACAUACAUUUAAGGGCCUGAACUGGUGUGAAUUCUGUGGAAAUUUUCUGUGGGGAUUCACAGCCCAAGGAGUCAAAUGUGAAGACUGUGGCUUCAGUGCACAUAGCAAAUGUUCCGAAAAGGUGCCCUGUGACUGCUGUCCAGACUUGAAACAACUGCGUGGGGUAUUUGGAAUUGAUCUCACGACAUUGGUGAAGGCUCACAGGACUGCUCGCCCAUUCGUGGUUGAUAAGUGUAUCAGUGAAAUAGAAAGGCGAGGACUGGAUGCAGAAGGGUUGUACAGAGUGUCAGGAUUUGCUGAAGAAAUAGAAACACUCAAACUUGCACUGGACAAAGAUGGUGAUCAGGCAGAUGUGGGAUCAGAAAUGUAUGAAAACAUUAAUGUGAUCGCUGGCACAUUGAAACUAUACCUGAGAUUGCUGCCCAUUCCUCUUGUGACCUUCGAAACCCAUCCAGCUGUCAUCAAAGCUGCUCAGUUGAAAUCUAUCGAGAAACAGAUUGUAGGAAUCAAAGAUGCUCUGACACUCCUUCCAGCAGCACAUUAUAAUACACUAAAAUACCUAAUGGAACACUUGAACAGGGUAAUUCAGCAGCAGAGCACAAACAAAAUGACUGCUCAUAAUCUGAGCACUGUAUUUGCACCAACACUGAUGCCUGCACCUGAUCUGACUAAAUGUGGUGGCCUGCCUGGCAUGACGUAUGAAAUAUCUGCUCUCGAAACCAUGAUCACUCAUCAACAGACCAUCUUCAAUUGAAUCCUGUCUUAUCCUAGCCAAUGGCUUGCCUGUCUUUACUCUGCCAUAACAAGAGUAUUUAUUGCAUUUGUAUAAGACUCAUCAUAAGUGUUCUAGUCUCACUUAUCAGGCAGCUAAAUGAGCUUGAAAAAACACUAUACUCGGUGAAGUUUUACCCAGUAUUUUUUUUAAUAUUCAGAUGUCACGCAAUUAGAAUAUAAAUGUGGAGAGUAAAUUUAAGUGGUAGUAGUGAUACUAGCUGCAGCACAGAUAGAGGCUGCAAAGAUUACAGAAAAAUCAAAUCACCACCAUGAGAACCUCGAAUCUCACAUUUUAACAUUUUCAUGUUAAACCUUUAUCAUUUGUGAAACUGAUACUGUUAACCUCUUUUCAUCUGAUUUUUAAAUAAUUUGGGCUUCUCUUUCAUAUGCCAACGCUGGUUUAGCCUACACUUUUCUAUAAUAAAUGUUUAGUUCACUAUGUUUAUGCACUGGUGAGGGUUUUAAUAUCUAAUUUACUGCUUCUGUCAUAUGUGCAAAUUUUAAUCUUUUUUUAUGACAUGUCCUCUUCAUGCAGUCCAGACAGUUAAGGUCAUUCCAUUGUCUUGUUCAUUAAUCUUUAAUCUCAUUAAUGCAGAUGUGUUUAACUUACUAUACUGUGAUACCAUUUUUGGUAAGACAUAUAUGCACUGAUACCAGCCUGUACAUUUCGUCUCUGAAAUAUCAUACUCCAUAGUAAUUUAAUGUAUUUUAUAAUUUAUAGGCAAUUAAAUGAGUUAUUUGUUAUCACCUAUUA